This is a messenger RNA of Anoplopoma fimbria (sablefish), 1365 nucleotides long. It is a transcript of the gene ppt1, whose product is annotated as palmitoyl-protein thioesterase 1 (ceroid-lipofuscinosis, neuronal 1, infantile). Gene Ontology annotation, biological process: receptor-mediated endocytosis; protein depalmitoylation. The record is from RefSeq and is a predicted model, not a curated record. Lineage: Eukaryota; Metazoa; Chordata; Actinopteri; Perciformes; Anoplopomatidae. The transcript has 10 exons. Gene Ontology annotation, molecular function: palmitoyl-(protein) hydrolase activity. Gene Ontology annotation, cellular component: lysosome. The coding region runs from base 94 to 1005 and encodes 303 amino acids.
CCUCUUAAAUCUGAUUGGCUGUUCGCUCAAAGCAGAGUCAUGUGACUAGCAGUCCCACGAAACAGAAGCAGGAAGAACACAAACAGAUCCAGGAUGACAGCGGCCCUCCUGUGUUUCCUGCUGGCUGGUCCAGUGCUGCUGGUUGCUGGAAGCCCAGUUUAUAAAUCCAACAAUGAUACCGUACCACUGGUGCUGUGGCAUGGGAUGGGCGACAGCUGUUGUAACCCGCUCAGCAUGGGGAGUAUAAAGAAGAUGAUUGAGGAGGAGGUCUCUGGCAUUUAUGUGCUCUCGCUGAUGAUCGGGAAGAAUGUGGUUCAGGACACAGAAAAUGGCUUUUUCAUGGAUGUGAAUGAGCAGGUGUCCAUGGUGUGCAGUCAGCUGGCCCAGGACCCAAAGUUGAAGGGAGGAUACAAUGCCAUGGGCUUCUCCCAGGGAGGACAGUUUCUAAGAGCCGUGGCUCAGCGCUGCCCCUCUCCACCAAUGAAAAACUUGAUCUCCAUCGGGGGCCAGCACCAAGGAGUGUACGGGCUGCCCAGGUGUCCCGGAGAAAGCUCCAACAUCUGUGACAUGAUACGCAAAGCUCUGAACAAUGGAGCUUACACCGACUUGGUUCAAAAGCACUUGGUUCAGGCCCAGUACUGGCACGACCCCUUAAACGAUGGCCUGUACAAGAAGCACAGCCUCUUUCUGGCCGACAUCAAUCAGGAGAGGGCUGUAAAUGAGACUUACAGGAAGAAUCUUCAGCUGCUGGACAAGUUCGUCAUGGUCAAGUUCCUGCAGGACACGGUGGUGGAUCCUGUCGAUACAGAGUGGUUCGGCUUCCUGAAAACGGGCCAGGCCAAAGAGACUGAAACUCUACAGGAGAGCGUUCUCUACAAAGAGGACCGUCUGGGCCUGGCAGCGAUGGACAAAGCUGGAAAGCUAGCUUUUCUGGCAAGCCAAGGAGACCACCUGCAGUUCACAAGAGAGUGGUUCCAUGCAAACCUGCUGCCUUAUUUGCACUGAAACACUUCAGUCAGUCAUAGAGGAGUAAAUCUAACUAGACUUCACCAACUAUUCUGUUUCAGGAGUAAUAAACUUCCAGUCAAUAAUAAAAGCUUGCUAACUUGAGCAGGAAUGCAAAAAGCACAUCAUUCAUUCCUUUUGCACUGAUCACUUGUAGUAUUUUGUUUUGUUAUGGUAACUUUAGCAGCAAUCUUUUUUAACUGCAUUGCCAAUACAGUUAUUUCCCCUGUUAGGUGUUCUGAUUAGGUGAUAUAGUUGUCAGAAAUGUUGAAUUGAGACUUUUUUGUUCUUAUGUAUGUUAUUUAAAUGAAUGUGUACAGAUUUCAUUUUAAAUCCAAUAAAGACAAACAGAGAGAUGCU